UGCACCAGAGUGUUUAUGGUAGUAUUUAAAUAUCUAUUACAGUUUUCUUCUAUAAAUAAAUUUUUGAUUUAUAGUGCCCCAAUAGAAACGGGAUCUCCAGUCACUGAGAUUAUAACUGAUAAAAUCAUAACUCCAGAUGGCCUUGCUGUUGACUGGAUUCACGGGAAUAUUUACUGGACUGAUACAGGAAAGAAUACUCUUAGUGUUGCUAAUUUAGAUGGGAAAAUGAGAAAGGUGCUGUUUGGCACACAUCUCGACGAACCUAGAGCCAUAGUUGUCAGUCCUUUGGAAGGGUGGAUGUUUUGGGCUGACUGGGGAGAACCAUCUAAAAUUGAACGGGCUGGCAUGGAUGGUACUCAUAGGAGUACCAUUAUUUCAAAAGAUAUUCGCUGGCCUAAUGGUUUGACUGUUGACUUGACUUCCCAAAAACUGUUCUGGGCAGAUGCUAAAUUUCAUGUUCUGUGCAGUGCGAAUUAUGAUGGCUCUAACCAACGUGUGAUAUUGUCAUCUGUCCGAGAUGUCAAACAUCCAUUUUCUUUGGAUGUAUUUGAGGAUUGGCUGUACUGGACAGACUGGGAGUCGGAGAGCAUUUACAAAGCCGAAAAAUUCUCUGGUCAGAACGUUCAGAGUGUUGUGAAUGGCGUUUCCUCACCAAUGGGUCUAAGAGUAUAUCACAGUUAUAAACAACCAAAAGGACCAAACCAUUGCAUGCCUAAUAAUGGUGGUUGUUCUCACCUGUGUUUACCAUCUCCUAAAGUUACAGAAGGUUCAGCAAAGUUCACAUGUGCUUGUCCUGAUGGAUUGGUAAUGGCUGAUGACAUGCUCCACUGCAUUGCUGAUGAAUUACCAGUUACAAAGUCAUCUUCCAGCGUGAGGUAUUCUUCGACACAAAAGUAUAUGCCUUUUUCAGUGCCGACACCGGCUCCCACACAGAAACCCAGUCCCACCACUGUUACAGUUCCUCAUAUCAAAUCGUACACUUAUUCUACCAUGCCUAAAAGGAACAAUACAGAUGCAACUUCAAGUUCUUCCAGAAGUACUGUAGAUUCAGCACCUACAGUUGCUGUUGUCCAGGCAGUUUCCUAUCCUACACAACAAUCGAUGUUAAUGAACGAGACUCUACGAGAAAUACAAGAAGAGAUAGAUGAUUCUGGAAGAAUUGCAGGAAUCAUAAUUGGAGUAUUGGGAGGUCUAACCAUAGUAUUUGCACUGGUUGGCUUUUGUGUAUAUAAGCAAUACUUACGAAGAAACAUCACAAGCAUGAACUUCGACAAUCCCGUUUACAGAAAAACAACUGAAGAUCAGUUUAGUUUAGAGAAAAACCAAUAUCAGCCAGCUAAAUCUUACCCUUCUAGUCUUGAACCCUUGACGUCGCCAGGGACGAAUGAAUUUGUUUAGCAGAUGUUUAUAUUUUUUACAUUCCAGUCUUUUAAGUGAUGUCAUUCAAACAUUUUAGGACCACAUGGGUCUUCUGUACAUAAUGAACUUUAACUGCAUCUUGAUUGAUGAAUGUACAUUGAAAAAAAUAUUUUAUAGAAAAAUGUAGCUUUGUAUGAAUGUUGUAUAUGAGUGAAAGAUUUAUUUUUGAAAUAUCAGGUAUGUUAAAAUUAUUUGGAUUUCUUUUACUUAUUCAUCAUUUACAUAGAAAGUUUAACAAUUAGUUUAUUGGAAAAUUUAUUUAAUCCAACUUUAUUAUGACUUAGUUCAGGCAGCGAACCAAAACAUUAUUAUUGCAUUGGAUAGAGAACAUUUGUUUGUAAAUACUUUAGGGUUAUUCAUUAUUCCAUGAAGUAUUAUAAUAAAAAUUUGAAAUAAUUAAACUUUAAAUUCAGUUGCAUUAAAACCAAAUUCACGAACAUUUUUAAUAAAUUUUUGACAAAUGCUUGGAUGUGCUUUACCACUGCUAAUCUUGCAGAUACCACCGCACCAGUGAUUGAGCAGUUGAAAAGACUGCUAGAUACUGGUAGUCCAUCCUGGGUUCUGAUCUUCCCCAUGUGUAAUGUGAAUAUGAGCCAUUUCGUUUCAGAAAGUUUACUACAAAGACUUUUCUCCUCUUAGGCAGAUAGUAUCAUGUGCUUUGCUAUUCAACUUAUCAACCAAACAUCUUGCUGAGUGAUAAUCCAUUUAUUUCGGCCAUUGAAUCAGUGAGGUGGUUGCAGAGACCCGAAGAGCUGGCAAAUUCUAGAGGCUUAAAGUAUCCUUGGCAAACUCCAAAAAGAGUCAUACAGAAUUAAAUUCUUAAAUUAGUGUGGCCUUAGCAUUAACAUGCCACUUUCACAUUUUAUGUAUCAUUGGCAAAGUUUGAUCACAAAUGCAUGUGCAAAUGAUCUUGAUAUGAUUUUCUCUGUGGCAUUGAGCUAGACAGCUGUUCUUAUUAAGAGAGGUAAUCAUCACUAUUUUGAUUCUGCUGUGGUUAUUGGGCAACUUUCGAGUAUACUUUAAGUAAAUCCUCAGUGUGAUGCAUAGAUAUACGCCAUAUCAACUAUGUGCCAUAUCUGCACAUCAGGCACCUGUAAAAUAAUAACUGUAACAAGUUUGCAUCUAUUUCAGUGUAAUAAAAUUUUGCACUGCUUGCAUAAUUUGUAUGUUUUUAAAAAAACUUUCAUGGAAUUGUGAAGAAUUUUAUAUAAUUAAAGUAUAUUAUUUUUAAAAGAUAAAAAUUAUCUAAGAAUAUGAGGCUGCUGUUAAUCAAAUUAGAGAUAUAACUAAGCAGAUAACCUUAUACCUUGUCAUAAUCAAAAUGAUCGGUUCUGUUAAGAAGUAAAACAUGUUUAUUUAAAUUUUUUUUCAUUUGUUUCACUUUUAUACAGUGGUGAUGUCUGGCAGUAUAGAUGGCUAAUGAGAUAGUACCGUAACAUCAUGUGAUUCAAAAAUCACCAAUGCUGUAGUUAUUUAAAUGUCAGAAUUUUUUAUUAGUAUGGUUCGAAUUAAAGAAAAUCAAAAUCAUUUUCACAGUUAUCUGAUGUAACUGAGAAAGCAAUCAUGUUGAAGUCUUUCAGCAAAACUAGCAUUAUGUAAAUUAACAGACAGUUUUGUGCCAAACAGAUAAAAGUGCCAUUAAGACAAUCCAAACUAUCUUUUCUUUCAGUCACUUUUAUGUUAUAUCAAUUUUAUACCAGUGUACAACAUGUUCAUUGGCAUCCAGUUUCAGUAAGAAUAAAAUUUUGUACAUUAUUUUUCUGAUGUGGAACCAAUAACUAUGACAACAGAAAGAUGUAUAGUCUAAAACGGGUUCUCGACUGGUGGUAUGCAAGAGAAAACUAAAUGAUACGCAAAGUAUUUUUAACUAUUAAAUUCAAAAAUUAAAACCCCAACAUCCUGAUUGAGUUUUUCUCUAAUACUCGUAAAUUUAUGUGAUCUGAGCUUUGUUUAGCUGUUUCACAGUUCCCAGCUUUAUCACCCUUAAUAAGUUUUAUGUAGUCCACUAUACUGUCCAGAUCUGUGUUAGAAAACUGAUAUGAUAUUUUAGACUUGGAUGUGAUGAUGGGCCAUUCCAGGUCUGAAAAUUGAUAUGGUAUUUUAGACCUGGACAGUGCUGAAGUAGCCUGGAUGUUGUAAUCCGGACUGCUGGUCCAAACUCCAGUUUUGCUCCCACAUAAAAGUUAAGUUGUAGUGUUUUUCCUCUUCUCUGAUGGAUGAAAUAUCCAAUCACUGGAGAUGUCUCCGGGAAGAUUCCUCAGUGAAGAAACAAACAAAACAAAACAAACGAACAAACAAACAAAGAGAGAUGAGAUGUUCUGCCAUUCCCAAUGAACUUCUUUCCUAUCUAGUGUCUGGCCCUUUUUAUUAAAAUAAAACUUUUGGGGAAAUAUUUGGACAACUGUAUCAUGCUGUUUAAGAGUUUGCAAUCUUGUAUUUUCUUGCUAACGUAACUGAUAAAACAACACAUAAAUUGCCCAUGGUGCAACUUUCAAGUUCUUGUGGGAAGAAACUGUACAUGGAAAUAAAUUUUCCAAGCGGAAUUAAGCGAGCACUUUUUCAUGGGGAACAAGGAUUGAAAAAGUGUUGAUACUUGAUGACAUCUCAAAUAUAUCUGUCUGCUAAUAUGUGCUAAAUAUGGAAAACAUGUUUGAGCUCUUAAUGCAUUAAAAAUUGAAAUUUCCCUUGCAAUUGAGUUUGCUGUCUAUUAAAGAAUAAUUCUUUCAAUAUGUACUUUUAUUUAGAGGCAAUUCCAUCUUUGGAGUGUAAUUAUAUUUUUGUAAAUUGAACAAUUUCAUAAAUAUCUGAUAAAUCAGUUUUACCUUUCUGAUAAAAGAAAUUAAAAAUGUGUGAGAUAUUUGAAUGUAUUGUAUAUAAUUUGAUAUUUUAAAAGUAGAUAAUUGUAUCUUGUAUAUAGUGUUACUUUCUGUAAUCUGAAGAUUGUAGAGGGUUUUGUAAGCAUUUAGAUUCCAAAGUUUGUGGCAAAAUUUAUUGUUCUUGUAUUCUGUUAUUUAUUUUGUAUUCCUUUUUUUUUCCACCCAAUGUGCUAAUUUAAGCCUAUAUGUUCAGACUGAAAUGCAAAGUAUAAUUUAUUGCCUGUUGUGUUAUGAAAAUGUGCAUUUAUUAACCUAUUACUUGCAUUUUCUUUUUUGUAAAUAUGUGUUCCAUGUUAGAAACUUUGGAAAACAUUUUCUUUCCAGAAGAAAAAAUGAAUGUAGCAUCUGUGUUUUGUUUAUUUACAUUAAUUAUAGGCACUUAUUUGAAGAGAAAAAUACAAAUACAGAAAUGUUGCAAAUAAUUUAGCAUAGCUUAAUAUUUUUAUUUAAAACAAACUUUUGUUUGCAUCUGUUGUAUAUUUUUCAAAGUGAUCGGUCAAUAAAUUCAGAGUGCUUCCAAUGUAAAAAAAAAAAAAAAAAUUAAAAUUUUUAUUACCUGUGCAUGUGAGUGAAUGUGUUGUGCGUGCAGACAUACAUGAAGACAGUUGCCUUUGUUUGGUGACUAGUAUUUGAAUCAGAUGUGAGACUUGUUCCUGAUAUUUUGUGUAAAAUUGUAAACACGUGCCAAUUUUGUAGUGGCACCUUAUUUCUGCAUUAAAGAGAUUGUUAAUAAGGAAAGUUUGCUUUAUAAAAUAUAUAUAAAUAUUGGUUUUAAAUUGAAUUAGUAAAAUAUAUUGGACUUUUUAAUAACUCUCAUGAAUUUUUAUUGUAUGUUUUUAAAGGUGAUUUAAAACAUCAAAUAAUAAAAUGUGAUUAUGAGAAGUAAUUCUUGAGAUACUUUCAGGUGUGAUCAGAAUGCAUAAUGAACACCUUUCCAGUUCUGUUAAAAAUUAUAUUUGUAAAUUUGUUUGUAGUAAACUUGUGUAGAAAUUUUUUGGUGUUUCUUUACUUACAUAAACUGAAGUUACAUCUGUAUACCAUGUAUCUAACAUUUCUGGUAAAGGUAUUUACAAUAAACCUACAGGAAAAAAGCCAGUUCUGAUCUUGCAUGUUAUAUUUUGUAUUCUGAAAACUCUUCAUUCACCGUGGUAGUACUGGAAGUAAUGUUUUCAGUUUAACAUAAAAUUAACAGCAGUUAAAAAAAUAUGCAUAUUAUAUUUGAGAAAAAUGUAAUUAAUGGCAUAUACCUUCAAUUUGAAGCAGUUUAGCUUGAAAAAUAAAUUCAGUUUAUUUGGUUAUAUAAAUUAAGAUACAAAGCUACUCCCUCCUCCUCUAAAAAAAAAAAAAAAAAAAAAAAAAAAAAAAAAAAAAAAAGAAGAAGAAGAAUUAAAGGA
This is a messenger RNA of Stegodyphus dumicola, 5689 nucleotides long. Its product is annotated as low-density lipoprotein receptor 2-like. Gene Ontology annotation, molecular function: calcium ion binding; hormone binding; protein binding. Gene Ontology annotation, biological process: receptor-mediated endocytosis. The record is from RefSeq and is a predicted model, not a curated record. Gene Ontology annotation, cellular component: signaling receptor complex; apical plasma membrane; plasma membrane. Lineage: Eukaryota; Metazoa; Arthropoda; Arachnida; Araneae; Eresidae.